Heterostelium album PN500 is the source of this 1176-nucleotide messenger RNA. RefSeq lists its product as uncharacterized. The record is from RefSeq and is a predicted model, not a curated record. Lineage: Eukaryota; Evosea; Eumycetozoa; Acytosteliales; Acytosteliaceae. The transcript has a single exon. The coding region runs from base 1 to 1176 and encodes 391 amino acids.
AUGAAUGAAAAAACAAUCUAUCAACAACAGCAACAACAACAGCAAUUAAGUGAUAGUAAUAACAUUUUAGAAAGUAAAUUUAGUAAUAAUCAUUUCAAACCAAGAGUAUAUGAUGAUUUAUAUGAUGAUACAACAACUGGCUCAAUAACAACUACAACAGCAUCAUCAUCAUCCUCAUCAUCAACAGAAGUUAAACAACAACAACAACAAAAUAUAAAAUUAAAGAAAAAAAAGAAUAAUUUCAAAAAGAAAAAAGAUAAUAAAAAUGUAACAAUAGUUAAUAAUACUAGUAGUAUUAGUAAUAGUAGUAGUAAUAAUAAUAAUAAUAGUAAAAAUAAAAAUAAUAAAAACAAUAAUAAUAAUAAUAAUUUAAAGAAAAAGAAUAUAAUUAAACAUUAUGCUACAUAUAAAUUGUUUAGUCCUUUUCAUAGGAUGUUAAGUUUGAAUGUUUUGCCAAGUUUGGAUGAAUUGCAAACAGAGUUUUAUCAUUUGUUGGAGAUGGAGGGUUGUCAAUCACUGCAAACAGAGAUAAAGACGUUCAUAAGGCAGCCCAAUUACAAGGAGAAAUCAGCGGAUCAGAUGCUACAGCCAUUGCAACACUUUCAUACCUCUGCUGAUUUGGAUCAACUUGCAUUCAGAGACGAUCGCAACCGUAUUGAAACUAUAGUACGAAAGAUCUGCGGAUUCCUCAAGAAAGAGACAAACAUGGUAUUGGUGGAAUUGAUUCUAAUGUCUAUCGGUAUAUCAAAGUCUAUAGAAAUUCUAAAGUUGGCAUUGGACAUUGAAAAUAGAGGUGGAAUCUUUAUUAAAGUUAAAAUUGAUGAAAAUAAUAUAGAUAUCAAUAAUAACAUUAAUAAUCAAAAUAAUGAUACUUUAAUGACAGAUAUAAAUAAUAGCAAUAAUAAUAAUAAUUUAGUUGUUACAAGAAGAAAAACAAUUGGUGGAAUCUUUUUUAAAUUGGCAAUGAUGGCAAUUCCAGAGGACAUGAAGAGAAAAGUGUUUUCUCUCACUGUUUUACAACGUUACAAGAGAGAAAGAGGUUCAAAAGGAAAAGGAACAUUCACAGAGAUCACAAACUUUAUUCAACUACCUUCAAUCGAUUCCAUCAUGAACAAUCAAUCGGAAAUCAAUGAUCUAGAUGAUGAAUUCGAUAAAUUAUUAAAUUUAAAAGAAUGA